Molecule: messenger RNA, 907 nt
Organism: Oryza sativa Japonica Group (Japanese rice)
Lineage: Eukaryota; Viridiplantae; Streptophyta; Magnoliopsida; Poales; Poaceae
Product: dirigent protein 5
Source: RefSeq, a predicted model, not a curated record
AACUCCAGCUCUAGCUGCAGCAAAUCAAAGCCAGCAUUGACAGGCACUUAGCUAAGUACGUAGCUAUAUAGCUUCUCCUGCUUGUUCAUAAUAAGCAAAUAAUUAACAAUGCAAGGCCGGAUGGUGACAUGGUCCAUGGCGUCUGUGAUCGUCGCCGCGGCCUGCAUCUUCCUCAGCUGCUCUGCGAGCGUCGCCCAUGGAAGGAGAUUCGUCAGGAGUAGUAGCUACGACAAGCCGUGCAAGGAGAUGAGGCUCUACCUCCACGACAUCCUCUACGACUACAGCAACAGCACCUCCAACUCCACGUCGGCGGCGGCCACCAAGCCGACGGCGCUGGCCACCGCCGUGCCGUCGACCGGCGGCACCUUCUUCGGGCAGGUGGUGGUGUUCAACGACCCGAUGACGGAGGGGAGGGCGCUGCCGCCGUCGCUGGAGGAGACGGCGGUGCGCGCGCAGGGGGUCUACCUCUACAACAGCAAGGAGGCGUUCAACGCGUGGUUCGCCUUCUCCAUCGUGUUCAACUCCACGGGGCGCCGCGGCACGCUCAACCUCAUGGGCGCCGACAUCAUCGCCGAGAAGACGAGGGACAUCUCCGUCGUGGGCGGCACCGGCGACUUCUUCAUGUCCCGCGGCGUCGCCACCCUCCGCACCGACGCCUUCGAGGGCUUCACCUACUUCCGGCUGCAGAUGGACAUCAAGCUCUACGAAUGCUACGUCGUCUGAUUACGUUGCUCUGAAUUCUGAUAGAUGGUAAUUAACAUAUAAUACUGCUAUACACGGUGUGAUGCGUGAUUUAUUUCCAUCGCGAAAUAUACUUGUUUGCUUGACGAGUUAUAUGCACCGAUGAAUGUGCAAAAUGUAUCCCAACUUUGUUUAUUUUCAUUCAAUAAAGAUGAAGUUUGCUCUA